Molecule: messenger RNA, 3015 nt
Organism: Papilio polytes (common Mormon)
Lineage: Eukaryota; Metazoa; Arthropoda; Insecta; Lepidoptera; Papilionidae
Product: dynein heavy chain 5, axonemal-like
Exons: 18
Coding region: 25-3015 (996 amino acids)
Biological process (GO): microtubule-based movement
Cellular component (GO): dynein complex
Molecular function (GO): minus-end-directed microtubule motor activity; dynein light intermediate chain binding; dynein intermediate chain binding
Source: RefSeq, a predicted model, not a curated record
UAAAGACAAAUAUAAUUAUUGACAAUGUUUGUAUAUAACAUUAAACCUGGCUCUAGUGAAGAAGAGGAAGAAGAAGAUGUGAUGGACAUUCUGCAGAAAAGACGAGAAGAAUGCGAACGCAAAGCAAGAAGGGGGGAGAUGGACCCCCGUCUGGAGUUUACAUUCCAACUCCUGAUCGACGGGACGGGGCUGCCAAGACAUGCUAUAAUGGAUCAUGUUUUCGAAGGAAACAUGUUAGACGAUAUCAACCAACUGUUUCUCCCACACAUGAGAAAUAAACUUCUGUGGUAUUACCAAGAUGUGGAAGAAGUUGAACAGCGUCCGCCAGUGGAGGGCAAGCCUCGACAGCAGGGCCAGGCGAAACUACCGCCUCCGCAAGUCACACUCAAGAAGAAAUUGUUUUUAUCCGAUGGUUGGGACGUAAAGUUCACUGGCAUAUGUAUCUACAUGUUCAGAAUAAACGUCAGUAAGCAGUUACCUGAAGAAGGAUUUCAUAAAGAUUUGUUUUGUGGGAUUUUAAACGCUGGUAAAGUAGGUUUGGUGACGGCUAUAGAACGUGUAAUGGAGCACGUGUAUAUGAACGCUCUGGCUCACCCGAGCAUAUGUGAAGAUGUUUGCAAUCAAGUGAAUUUAUUUGAUGAUGGGAAAGCUAUAAUGACUAACCUACAAGAUCAUAACGAACUAAAGGAGAUGACCAAAAAUCCUAACACAAUAACUAUGCUAGAAGAAAGGGUUGACGAAUGGGUGAAAAAAAUUAUGGAGAUACUCAGCGAGAGCGAACAGCUACGUCGUGAGGUAGAUUCCAGCGGGCCACAGGACGAGCUCGAAUACUGGAAGAAAAGAGGAGCACAGUUUUCACAGCUGGUAUCGUAUUUGCAGGAUAAUGAAGUUCAACUAACCCUGACAUGUUUGCAACUGGCUAAUUCAAGAUCAAUUAAACUUUGGCGUGAUACAGAUCAUAAAAUAACAUUUUGCUACAACGAAGCGAAGGAUAAUGCAAAAUUUAUUCAAGCAAUGGAAAAAUGUUGUCAUUCCCUUUAUCUAGAUGAUCCUGUCAAGAUUAACGACUCGAUACUCAGCCUGUUACAAACCGUCCGACUAAUACACAGCGUCUCACAAUUUUACAAUACCUCAGAAAGAAUAUCAUCAUUGAUGGUCAAAAUAACGAAUCAAAUGAUAGAAACAUGUAAGCAGUACAUAACAAGUCGUUUUAAAGAAACUAUUUGGACACAAGAACGUGCGUUAGUUCGCGAGAAACUCUUACACUGCAUCAAUUUGAACAAAACAUACAGAGAUACUUACAUAUGCGUGAAGAAUCAACCUUUUCUACCCAACGUUGAGCAGUUUAGCUUCUCCGAAAACUAUGUGUUUGGUAAAUUUGAUACUUUCUGCAAGAGGCUAAAUAAAAUUAUAGCAAUGUUUGACAUGAUGGACGAUUACAAUAAUUUAUUUGAAAAGAGAAUGGAGGGAUUAUUGCUUGGUGAAGAUUUAGAAGACGCGAUGCACGCUUUCCAAGAGGCUAAAAAAGCGGUCACAACGUGUCAGUAUGACUAUUUAGAUUAUAGAAACAAUGAAUUUGACAAAGACUAUCAAACAUUCGAGGCAAAAACUAACACACUACGAGAAUCUAUUGGAAACACUAUCGAAAUGAAUUUUGCAAGCGUCUGGGAAACGCCACAAGGGAUCAAAUUUUUAACAAGAUUUGAGAAGGUCAGUCAAAAAAUUUUAAUAACAAAACUGAACGAAAAGUACGACAGAGUUUUAAAAUAUUGUGAAAAAGAGGUCGACAAAAUAAUGAAAAUGUUUAAACGUCAAAAGGAUGACCCGCCUUUACCAAGAAAUUAUUCACCAAUAGCAGGUCGCAUAAAAUGGGCGCGUUGUUUGAUGCACAACAUGACUGAGACAGUGGAGAACGUGUGUGCGCACCCCGUGCUGCGCGCGCUGCCCGCAGCCGCCGACAUGAUGCGCAAGUACGCGGCCACGAGCACGCUCAUACAUAACUACGAAGAUACUAUGCGAGCUGUUUGGAUGAACCAGAACUUAUGCGAUGUUGACGAAAGUCUCAAUAAUACGUUAUUAAAAAUUGACGAGUCUGGUCGUAUAGCGGUCAAUUUAGACCACACUAUCAAACUUUUGAUAAGAGAGUCAGACUGCCUUGUCAAAAUGGACAUAGACUUGCCCAUCGUGUGCCACUCUCUUUAUGCCAAAAAGAACUACUUUACAAUCGUCAAUGAUUCUUUGCAGUUUCUGCUAGAAGAUUAUCUUGCUACGCUGCGACGUGUUAAGUUAGAAGUGAGACCACUCUUUCUACCUCAAGUGGUCCGACUUUCCUCGCUUCUACUACCAGGGCUGAAGACAGUUACCUGGACGAGUGAGGAUUGGAAACAGUUCAUUGACCGCGCAAACUCUGCCAUCAAAAGUUUCGAUGUGUUGGUGACGAGGGUGCAUGAUAUAUACUCGAAUAGAAUUAUUUAUGUGCUCGCCGGUAUGCAGGAAGUUUCCCUAGUGAAUUUACCAGAAGAAAAACCAUGGUCUAUGGAGGACUUUAUAGAACACGUGGAAUCUGGAAGCCGUAAUGCAUGUGUGGAGUUGAACCGCAAGAGUUUGAUGGUGGAAGAAGCUGUCGAAGAGGUUUUGGACUUGGUAAAGAAGGCAGCUCAACAAAUCAAGCCUGCAGAAAUAAACCCUGACUUCGAGUUCCUCAUUGCUGAAGACGAUACCCAAACCGGUAGUGGAGCGGCAUCCACUGUGAACGAGUCGACUACCAGCGGGCAGCAGGACUGGUCCGCGGUAUGGGAGUGCUUCGACAACCCACACAAGUUGCUCUCAACACCAGCAGGCGGACUCUCAAAAGGCAUGCAGGAGAUGGUGAAGAAUGCUGUGAGCGAAAUGCGUCGAUAUUAUAGUAGAAAAGUAAUAGACGUGCUCAUCAAAGUAACGCGUCGAGGCCUGGAUCUUAUUAUUAAGCAAUUCUCUAAGGAUAACGACGCUAUUGAUGCUGUAAUUAUUCAGUAG